AACUCCAGUUCUAGGGAUCUGACAUUCUUCUCACUCAGUAGGCACCAGGCAUGCACGCGUUGAACAGCCACACAUGCAAGCAAAACACGUACACACAUAAAAUAAAGAUAAAUAAGUCUAAUAAAUAAUUUUUAAAUAAAAAACUCGAGUUUCUGCCCUUUUAGUUUUGGUUUCUUUUCGGAUUUAAAUGUUUGCUCCAUCUGGAUUUACUUGAUGUUAAGCAAUGACGGAGGGGGCCAAUUUCUAUUUUUCCAAGUGGACGGCCAGCUGUCCCUGUGCCGUUAGAUUGGAAAACUUCACACUCCACCAGCUCGCAGACUACGAAACUGCACUCCUCCGCACACACAGUGGCUGCAAAGCAGGCGCCGCGUCACCAGCAGAGGCAGCCGGUGCCGGCUAAACCGAGGCACCGCCCUUGGGGGUGUGGGGGGGCGUUGUAAGAAAAAAGGAAAGGUGAAGACCCCGCCCCCAGAGAAAACAAGGCCCGCCCACUCGAAGGCUAAAGCCCCGCCCACAAGCCCAGGCCCUCUCCUCUAAGGUCUGCGAAGCCAAUGGGGCUGUCCCAGAGAGCAAGUCAAACAUCCGGCGAGUCCUCGGGCGUUAUUUGCAUAGAGGCGGGGCCUCAGGGGUGGAGCCCAAGCCAUUUCAGAGCGCGCCUCAUUUGCAUAGAGUCCUCCACCUCCCGCCGCGGAGCAGGCACUACUUCCUCUCCUCGCAAGCUUCCUCGCUGUCCUUCCGCCUUCUCUCCCGACCGCGGUUUCCUCGGUUCUGCCGCCUUCCGUGCCUCCUGAGUUCCGUGUGCAGAUGCUUCCCAAGCGGCGGCGAGUGCGGACCGAGUCCCCACACCGCGCUGUAGCUUCCUCCGCGCCGCCGCCGGCGCGCUUCCCGGGUGUGGCCAUCUACCUGGCCGAGCCGCGCAUGGGCCGCAGUCGCCGGGCCUUCCUCACGCGCCUGGCGCGGUCCAAAGGCUUCCGCAUCCUAGAUGCCUACAGCUCAGAGGUGACGCAUGUGGUGAUGGAGCAGACCUCAGCCAAGGAGGCCACCUGCUGGCAGAAGAAUAUGGCUGCUCAUCACCCAGGCGGCCCCCAGCCAGUUCUGCUGGACAUCAGCUGGUUUACAGAGAGCAUGGCAGCUGGGCAGCCUGUCCCUGAGGAGGUCCGGCACCGCCUGGAGAUAGCGGAACCCAAGAAGGAGCCCCCAGGCUCAGUGAUGAUGCCAACUUAUGCCUGUCAACGUCCCACGCCUCUUACACACCACAAUACUAUCCUCUCAGAGGCUCUGGAGACGCUGGCAGAGGCAGCAGGUUUUGAAGGCAAUGAGGGCCGUCUCCUCUCCUUCUGCAGAGCAGCCUCGGUACUCAAGUCCCUUCCCUGGCCUGUCACAUCCAUGAGCCAGCUGCAGGGGCUGCCCCACCUUGGAGGACAUUCCUCUAGAGUAAUCCAGGAGCUGCUAGAACAUGGAACUUGUGAGGAGGUGGAGCAAGUCCGCUGCUCAGAAAGGCACCAGACCAUGAAGCUCUUCACCCAAGUCUUUGGGGUUGGUGUGAAGACUGCCAACCGGUGGUACCAGGAAGGACUCCGAACCCUGGAUGAGCUCAGAGAGCAGUCCCAGAAACUGACCAAACAGCAGAAAGCAGUACUACCAGGACCUGAGCACCCCAGUUGGGCGAGCCGAUGCCGAGGCUCUGCAGCAGUUGGUGGAGGCGGCCGUGAGUCAGACUCUGCCUGGAGCCACUGUCACGCUGACUGGUGGUUUCCGGAGGGACUGGUCCUGUAUCACCAGCACCAUCGCAGCCACUUAGACUCUGCCCAUCUCCUGCGUCAGAACUACAACAUGGACGCUUUUGAGAGGACUUUCUGCAUCUUGUCCUUGCCCCAACCCACACACACAGCUUUAGAGGGGCCCCUACAUCCCUGUCCAACCUGGAAAGCUGUGAGGGUAGAUCUUGUGGUCACCCCCAACAGCCAGUUCCCCUUCGCUCUUCUUGGUUGGACUGGCUCCCAGCUUUUUGAGCGGGAGCUGCGGCGUUUCAGUCGGCAAGAGAAGGGGCUGUGGCUGAACAGCCAUGGGCUGUUUGAUCCUGAACAGAAGACAUUUUUUCAUGCAACUUCUGAGGAAGACAUUUUCAGACUCCUGGGUCUCAAGUACCUUCCUCCAGAGCAGAGAAACGCCUGAUCCUGCCCGCUGGCCGCCACACCCACCCACAAAAAUGAGGGGUUUCCUCAUGUUUGACCAGGGAUGUUUCUAGACAGAAGGUGGACUGCCACCCCAUGGCCUUGCCUGUGCUAAUGGAAUUUUCAGCUGCGGGCACAUUGGCAAGAUGUGGCCUUGAGUCAGCUUUCAGCCUCGCACUCAUCAGAGUCAGGGGCUCUGAGCAGUCCGUACAUCAUGGAACUAUGGCCGUCUGAUGUCUUGCUUCUGGUCCUGGUAUGAGCAUUUGGUCUAUCCAGCCGUGGCUGCCGUCUACAGCAGGGUACCCUGUUCGAUGUGCUAGAAAAGAGACACGUGUCCCUGCCCCGUUCUUGAGCUGAUAUAGGAAAUAUAAUUUAUGGCUGUGAGGUGUUACACAGAGCAAGAAUCCUGACUGAGGGCUAUGCCGCCAUGUCUAGAGGAAGAAGUGACCUAGGAAGGAAACCUCCUGUGCUGGGGCUGUCUGGCACCACCACCCACAGAGCUGGGAGCCAGACUUCAUUAGCAGCACAGCCCCAGAGUUAGCACCCACAUUCCUCCUCUUCCACUCCUCCAUACUCCAGCCUGAGCUGAGCCAGGCCUGCCCACCCACAGUCUCCUGUGCAUCCACAGUCCCAGCAGUGACGUCUGGGAGGGCUGGUUCCUCAGACAGACAGUGCAGCCCAGCCUGGCAGCGGUACUGAACACCAGCAAGAUCAGUGGGCAGCAACCGAGGGCUCUCGCCCUCCUGACUCGUGAGGUGCAGGCUCCCCUGUCCUAUCUUUUCCGACAGCCCUGCAGCAGUCCCAGACCUGUAGUCCUCACGCAGGUCCUGUGGCUCUGGCAUUUCUGUCGUCUCUUCCAGUGUCAGCUGUGUUCCUCUAGUUCAGUCUCCCCCCACUUUCCCAGUUCACCGCCCGUCCCUGUGUGCAGACCCUGUGUGACCAACCACGUCACCUUCUCUGAGGCAGACAUACUGAAGUGCUCUCUAGUUCCUCAUCCCCAGGCACCUCUGGCUCAAAAGGCCCUCACCCACUGUCCUAGUGCCCACUCUCGCUGCCUUCUUCAGGGCCUGACAGAGAAGAGCCUCCUAGAUCAACCACGGCAUUAGCAAGCGUUUUAAAGAUUACCAUUCAAUAAAGUGCAUUCUUACGGCGUAUGAGCAAGGCUUACCCCAACUCAUGCAUUUGGCUUCGUCCCUACAAAUAGGUCACAGAUGUGCAGCUAGACUUUGUGUCAGCCAUUGUUGGUCUGGGUUAGCAAAUGCUCUUGGGGCCCCUGCAGUGUUACAUGUAUCAAACUUAGUACUCCAGCUGCUACACGUUGUGAGCAUUCCACUGUCCACUCAGGUCCUGAAGGUUUACACUGGCUUUAUGACUGUGACUAGGACUGCAGUGGGCAUGCAUGUAAGUGUAUCUGAACAGUUGCUGGGGUAACAUACCCCCGGGACAUUGCUGUGCUUGGAUUUCUUGUUUCCUGUUCCGUGAGUUUUCCCCUUCUAAUAAAUAAAAUAUAAUUGUUUUAUCCUUA
Alexandromys fortis (reed vole) is the source of this 3699-nucleotide messenger RNA. RefSeq names its product DNA polymerase mu (gene Polm). Lineage: Eukaryota; Metazoa; Chordata; Mammalia; Rodentia; Cricetidae. Gene Ontology annotation, cellular component: nucleus. Bases 805 to 2175 code for a protein of 456 amino acids. Gene Ontology annotation, biological process: double-strand break repair via nonhomologous end joining. The transcript has 10 exons. The record is from RefSeq and is a predicted model, not a curated record. Gene Ontology annotation, molecular function: DNA-directed DNA polymerase activity; DNA binding.